Molecule: messenger RNA, 4728 nt
Organism: Miscanthus lutarioriparius
Lineage: Eukaryota; Viridiplantae; Streptophyta; Magnoliopsida; Poales; Poaceae
Source: the annotation of a GenBank genome assembly
AUGGACCUGGUCACGGGUGCGUUGGGCAUUCUCCCCUCCAAACUGCUGGAUCUCCUGAAGGAGGAGUACAAGCUGCAGCAGAGCGUCAGGGUGCAAGUCCAGUCCCUCUCCCGGGAGCUCGAGAGCAUGCACGCCGCCCUCCGCAAGGUGGCGGCAGUGCCAUGGGACCAGCUUGACGAACAAGACAAGGUCUGGGCACGAGACGUCAGGGAGGCAUCCUACGACAUGGAGGAUAUCCUCGACACCUUUCUCAUUCAAGUUGACGGCCGCCCUCACCUUCAGCCAGCAGAUAGAAACUUGGUCAAACGCCUCACGGAGAAAAUUGGCCAGCUGAUGUUCAGCUUAAGCAAGGUCAAGGCUCGCCACGACAUCGCUGGCGCAAUCGAGGAAAUCAAAAAGCAACUCCAGGAGGUGGCCGAGCGUCGUGCGAGGUACAGGGUCGAUGAUGUCCUGGCCAAGCCUGCUGCUGCAACAAGUAUUGAUCCUCGUUUGUCGGCUCUGUUCACAAAAAGGUCACAGCUCGUUGGCAUGAAUAUGCCAAAGUCUACGCUCAUCAAUAUGUUAUCUGUAAGCGACGAUGACAUGUCCAACAAGAAGAUGAAGAUAGUAUGUGUUGUUGGUUUUGGAGGGCUGGGCAAGACCACUCUGGCCAAGCGAGUGUUUGACGAGUUUAAAGCCAACUUCUGUUGUGCAGCAUUUGUUUCAGUGGGGCGAAUCCCCGACCUGAAGAAAGUCUUCAGAGACAUUCUGAUUAAUUUGGGGCACACUGAUUCUGAUAUGAUGAUAUUGGACGAAACGCAGCUCAUCAAUUCGGUCCGUGGAUUCCUCGAGAGCAAAAGGUACUUCAUUGUCAUCGAUGACAUAUGGGAUGAACCUUCAUGGAACACAAUAAGAUAUGCUCUGGAUGACAAUAACUUGGGAAGUAAAAUCAUCAUUACUACCCGUAUCCAUGCUGUUGCUGAGAAAGUUGGUUGUUCUUAUAAAAUGCAACCUCUUUCUUAUGAGAGCUCUAAACAAUUGUUCUAUGAAAGGAUAUUUGGCUUUGGGAGCAAGUGUCCUGACCGAUUUUCUGAAAUUUCAGAAAAAAUAUUAAGGAAAUGUGGAGGUGUGCCAUUAGCUAUCAUUACCACAUCUAGUUUAUUGGCUAAUAAGCUGAGAAAUAUAAAAGUGUGGUCCGAGUUGUGUGACUCUAUUGGUUCUGGAUUUGAAAGCAAUCAAGAUAUGGACAAUAUGAGAAAGAUAUUAUCUCUUAGCUAUAUUGAUCUACCUUGCCAUUUGAAGACCUGUGUUUUAUAUCUAAGUAUAUUUCCAGAGGAUUUUGAUAUUAGGAAGGACCGGUUGAUAUGGAGGUGGAUAGCUGAAGGUUUUGUGCUGUAUGGAGAAGGGAACCAAAGCUUGUUUGAGGUUGGAGAGAGUUACUUCAAUGAGCUUCUAAAUCGAAGCCUGAUCGAGCCAAUAUACAUGUUGUAUGGUGGGGAUGGUAAUCCUGUUGCUUGUCGUGUGCAUGAUGUGGUCCUUGAUCUUAUUUGUUUCUUGUCAAGAGAAGAACAUUUUGUCACCACUUUAAGAGGUGAUAGCAUGCAAAACUCAGCUUCUUUGCGAAGUAAAGUUCGCAGGUUAUCCUUCCACAGUACUACUUGGCCUAAAAUGAACAUGUCAAAAUUGAGGUCCCUUACAAUCUUCAGUCCAGGUACGAUAAAUUCAGUGCCAUCCCUUUCAAGUUAUCAUCUUCUGCGUGUAUUGGAUCUGGAAAAGUGCAAUCUUAGGGACCAUCCAUGUCUACGGUUUGUCAGCAAAUUAUUUCACCUGAGGUAUUUAAGUCUGUCAAAAACUAGAUAUCCUGGUGUGCUUCCAGUAGAGAUAGGGAAGUUACAGUUUUUGCAGACAUUAAAUGUAUUUGGAACUGAUAUACCAGAACUGCCAUCAAGUAUUGUUGGGCUAAGAAAACUGAUGUGCCUAUAUGUUGAUGAGAGUACCUGGCUGCCAGAAGGGUUCAGUAACCUAACGUCCCUGGAAGUUCUAGGGUCUGCGUAUGUGGAUUCUGGAAGCAUUGCAGAAGAGCUAGGUCAUCUGACCCAGCUAAGGGAACUCUGGGUCUACCUUGCAGGGGCUGAGGAUGGUGGAACGGAUGAGAACCUGGGUAAAGUUUUGGUGGAGUCGCUAGGCAAGCUGCACAGAAUCCAAUACCUACAAAUCAAGUCCGAAGAGAUCAUUGAGCUCGAAGCAGGCUCAGUGGAGUUGUCCCUAGGAAACCUGCGACAUCUUUAUGUUUCUAGAACCACUUCGUUGCCGAAAUGGAUUAAUCCUUUAUCGCUUCUCCUCCUCUCUUGGUUGUACAUAAAGGUGGGUCAACUGCGACAGGAGGACAUCCAUGCCCUCGGGACGCUGCCAGCUCUUCGUAUCCUCAUGGUGAAAGGGACUGGAGGAAUUCAAGUCGUGGAAAGGUUCAUGGUCAGUGCUGAUGCCUUCCCAUGUGUGAUAAACUGCGAGUUCUCUGAUUUCGCAUCAGUACUACCAUCAAUUUUCCCACGUGGAGCGUUGCCCAGGCUUGAAAAUUUUGAGUUUUGUAUCCAACUGGAGGAUUUCUGCAACGGUGAAAUUAUCGUUGAGGACUUGGGCAUUGGCCACCUACCAUCCCUUCAGGGUAUCACCGUUUGCUUUCAUGGACAAGGCGGCUAUGAUGUUGCGAGGAAAGUGGAAGAGGUUCUGUACUUCAUUGUCAUCGAUGACAUAUGGGAUGAACCUUCAUGGAACACAAUAAGAUAUGCUCUGGAUGACAAUAACUUGGGAAGUAAAAUCAUCAUUACUACCCGUAUCCAUGCUGUUGCUGAGAAAGUUGGUUGUUCUUAUCAAAUGCAACCUCUUUCUUAUGAGAGCUCUAAACAAUUGUUCUAUGAAAGGAUAUUUGGCUUUGGGAGCAAGUGUCCUGACCGAUUUUCUGAAAUUUCAGAAAAAAUAUUAAGGAAAUGUGGAGGUGUGCCAUUAGCUAUCAUUACCACAUCUAGUUUAUUGGCUAAUAAGCUGAGAAAUAUAAAAGUGUGGUCCGAGUUGUGUGACUCUAUUGGUUCUGGAUUUGAAAGCAAUCAAGAUAUGGACAAUAUGAGAAAGAUAUUAUCUCUUAGCUAUAUUGAUCUACCUUGCCAUUUGAAGACCUGUGUUUUAUAUCUAAGUAUAUUUCCAGAGGAUUUUGAUAUUAGGAAGGACCGGUUGAUAUGGAGGUGGAUAGCUGAAGGUUUUGUGCUGUAUGGAGAAGGGAACCAAAGCUUGUUUGAGGUUGGAGAGAGUUACUUCAAUGAGCUUCUAAAUCGAAGCCUGAUCGAGCCAACAUACAUGUUGUAUGGUGGGGAUGGUAAUCCUGUUGCUUGUCGUGUGCAUGAUGUGGUCCUUGAUCUUAUUUGUUUCUUGUCAAGAGAAGAACAUUUUGUCACCACUUUAAGAGGUGAUAGCAUGCAAAACUCAGCUUCUUUGCGAAGUAAAGUUCGCAGGUUAUCCUUCCACAGUACUACUUGGCCUAAAAUGAACAUGUCAAAAUUGAGGUCCCUUACAAUCUUCAGUCCAGGUACGAUAAAUUCAGUGCCAUCCCUUUCAAGUUAUCAUCUUCUGCGUGUAUUGGAUCUGGAAAAGUGCAAUCUUAGGGACCAUCCAUGUCUACGGUUUGUCAGCAAAUUAUUUCACCUGAGGUAUUUAAGUCUGUCAAAAACUAGAUAUCCUGGUGUGCUUCCAGUAGAGAUAGGGAAGUUACAGUUUUUGCAGACAUUAAAUGUAUUUGGAACUGAUAUACCAGAACUGCCAUCAAGUAUUGUUGGACUAAGAAAACUGAUGUGCCUAUAUGUUGAUGAGAGUACCUGGCUGCCAGAAGGGUUCAGUAACCUAACGUCCCUGGAAGUUCUAGGGUCUGCGUAUGUGGAUUCUGGAAGCAUUGCAGAAGAGCUAGGUCAUCUGACCCAGCUAAGGGAACUCUGGGUCUACCUUGCAGGGGCUGAGGAUGGUGGAACGGAUGAGAACCUGGGUAAAGUUUUGGUGGAGUCGCUAGGCAAGCUGCACAGAAUCCAAUACCUACAAAUCAAGUCCGAAGAGAUCAUUGAGCUCGAAGCAGGCUCAGUGGAGUUGUCCCUAGGAAACCUGCGAUAUCUUUAUGUUUCUAGAACCACUUCGUUGCCGAAAUGGAUUAAUCCUUUGUCGCUUCUCCUCCUCUCUUGGUUGUACAUAAAGGUGGGUCAACUGCGACAGGAGGACAUCCAUGCCCUCGGGACGCUGCCAGCUCUUCGUAUCCUCAUGGUGAAAGGGACUGGAGGAAUUCAAGUCGUGGAAAGGUUCAUGGUCAGUGCUGAUGCCUUCCCAUGUGUGAUAAACUGCGAGUUCUCUGAUUUCGCAUCAGUACUACCAUCAAUUUUCCCACGUGGAGCGUUGCCCAGGCUUGAAAAUUUUGAGUUUUGUAUCCAACUGGAGGAUUUCUGCAACGGUGAAAUUAUCGUUGAGGACUUGGGCAUUGGCCACCUACCAUCCCUUCAGGGUAUCACCGUUUGCUUUCAUGGACAAGGCGGCUAUGAUGUUGCGAGGAAAGUGGAAGAGGUUCUGUGCCACCAGGCGCAUGUCCAUCCCAACCAUCCCUCCGUUGGUUUCAGUUAUUGUGAUCUUGUCUCCAUAGGAAAUGAAGAAGAUGAUGAUAUGGAGGAAACCUUAUCGGAUGAGGGUGCUGGCUUGUCUCUUGAAUGGAUUCGGUUAUAA